Molecule: messenger RNA, 873 nt
Organism: Parathielavia appendiculata
Lineage: Eukaryota; Fungi; Ascomycota; Sordariomycetes; Sordariales; Chaetomiaceae
Exons: 4
Coding region: 1-705 (234 amino acids)
Source: RefSeq, a predicted model, not a curated record
AUGCCAGCCGGGCUCUCCGCAUCGAAGGAUCAUGUGCAGGCGAGCAUCGGGCCGAAAGAUCUGUAUCUGCUAGUGGCGCUUAUGUACGCCGCUGCGUCACUCAUCAGCCUCAUGACCAUGACGUCCAUCCAUGGAUGUUCGACUGCGCUCGCUCCCUUGGCGAGAACCGAUCCAGCCGGCCGCCCCGGCUUCACGCUAAAACUGGUCCUGGGACUCGCCAAGCCGUUGGGACAAGAAAAGAAACCUUGGCAAGGCGCCGCUGACCACGCCAAGGAGCCGGCGAGCGCCCCUUGUGCGGGGAAAAGCUUGAACGCCGAAACGAUUGGUGAGGCUAUCUACCAUCCACAGACCAGUUCGCCAUGUCUUCAUAUCGAAGCUUCAAAAUCGAAAGUCAAUUGGUGCCGGGAAGCGAACAAUGAAAGUCUUGAAGACCCCUCAAAGACGGCGCGCGAAGGAAGCGAGCCGAAAGCACAAACCUGGAGUGAAAGACAGUCAACGGACGCUCAUCCCAUGCACCUGCAGCAUCCCGAGGCCAUCGCUGGUAUUCAGGGCCGGCCGAUCGUCUUCGAGCCAUGCCGCAGUCUCACUUGCACAGGCCGGGAAGUCGUUUACAAGCUCCCUCUCAUUGGUGAAUCCAUUCCAAGCGCGGUGUACCACGGCUUGCUGGACGUGAAACCGGACCGCCCCUGGCCCUUCUGGAUUUGACUUCCCGACUCGUCGGCUCAACAAUGAGCUCUUCCCGUUUCCUACCAUCAUCGCUGCUCCCUUGGACCCAAUGUGCCGACCUGAAGGACGUCGUCACACAUAGGGCUUGAGUGCCUGGUCAAGUCCGCCAGCAAUCAAUGCUUUCCAAGUCCAAAGCCCAGCCCUCCC